Molecule: messenger RNA, 1787 nt
Organism: Numida meleagris (helmeted guineafowl)
Lineage: Eukaryota; Metazoa; Chordata; Aves; Galliformes; Numididae
Gene: FAM81B
Product: family with sequence similarity 81 member B
Exons: 8
Source: RefSeq, a predicted model, not a curated record
AUCUCCCAGGAUCAUCAGUCCAACUCCUGUCUCCACACACAACCACACAAAAUCCAAGCACUGUGUCUGAGGGUGUUGUCCAAAUGCUUCUGGAACUCUAGCAGCUUAGGGUUAUGACCACUGCCCUGGGGAGCCUGUUCCAUGCCCACCACUCUGUGGUGAAGAACCUUUUCCUAACACCCAGCCUGACCUCCCCUGACACAGCUCCAUGCCAUUACCUUGGUUUGCUUUCCAUGGCUGCCCCAACACCCAGGGUUCUGGCUGUUCACAGGGGAGACCCAUCCCCUGCUCCUGGUCCUGGAGACAAGGUACAUCUGCUGGAGGGCUGGCUUUCCAGACAGGAGAGGACCACAGCCUUUCUCCUCCCCCAGGCCUUCCAAAUCAAGAAUGACACUGUCUCCUACCUCCAGGAAACCACAGGCUUUCAGCAGACUGCUGUUCAGCAGCUACUGGAGACCUGCAUGCAGAUCAUUAGAAGCAUAGCUGAAAAGCUCAGCCAGGACAUUCAGGUAAGAUACGGCAAGGGCAAUUUCCCUUGUUUCAGUAGCACAGCGCUAGCCCAUGGUCAACUCAACACUCGUAUGGUUCCAGGUUGGAAAAGUCCUUAUCAUGAGUGCUAUGUUUUAGGAAGUGUCCAGUGUAGUGCUAGACUACUGAAGCCAGUGGUGCAUACCCAUGAAGUUAUUCAUCCCCUCAGAAUAUGCAAACUUUGCCAAAUAAAACAUGAGGCAAGUAUUGCACAGCUAUCAGGAGACAUCCGUGUUGUCAGGCAAAAGGUCCAGAAGAUUGAUAAGGAGAUCUACAGCCUUCACUCUACCCUCAAAAAUUAUGUUAGCAGUUCUGAGAAGAUGGUAAUGCAGCUAUUAGGCAAGAUAGAGACUUCCAGCUCUGAUCAAAGCUCAAAUUUGAAGACAGUCUAGGAAGAUCAACACCAUGAAUUGCAACUUCUGGAUUUCAACUUCUUUACUGAUCCUCAAGAUCCCGCUUUCAUGAUCAAUAUUCUUAGAGCAGUCUUGUUACUAAAAAAAACCUAUCAUAAUUUUAGGUUGACAAGUAUUCUAAAUGACUUGAAAGAUCAGAUUCAGAAUCAGCAGAAGUGGAUGGAAGCACAGCUGACACGAUCUGAAGAUCGAGCCCAGUACCAGCACCAGCUGCUGCUCAAUGCGAUGAAGGAGAGGCUGCUAGAACAAUCAGAUAACCCAGAGAAACACAAAAGGCAGUUGAACCAAAUUAACAGUGAUGAAAAAAACCUGCAUGCAAGAAUCACCAGGUUUGAAAGACAGAUUUGGAAGGAGCUUGAGGAAAUCUGGAAUGAAUACAGAUCAGGAUUUCAGUCCAUUCAGGAGUCUCUGGAGCUGCUCAAACAAAUGCAGAACACAAAGCUGAAACUUGAAAAAAAGAAAACUCAGAAAGACAUGCAAAUGUACAAAGCAAGAGACCUUCCACGAGACUGAACUCCAAAAGCAAAUCCCUAUAAACACUUGCAGAUGCUCUCUCCAGUGAGAAGCAGCACUGGAUUAAUGGAAAAAAUAGCCUUUAAACACGCUCACCUUUGUUCUCCCAGUCCCUGUAGGAUGUUCUUGUGACUUUUCGUAUUGCACAGCCACAAAAAUAACAGCUUUGCUACACUUGCAGCCAUUGUCAAUUUCACAGUAAAAAGUAUAUGAAGAAAAGCUUUAAGUAAGGAUUGACUUAGAAUCUUGAAAGCAGAUUUCAUACAGAAGUAUUCAUACUACUUAAAGGACUUCAAGAAACCUAUCACUCAGUGUUUAAGCACUGUUAGCCCA